This is a messenger RNA of Trichoplax adhaerens, 615 nucleotides long. RefSeq lists its product as uncharacterized. Lineage: Eukaryota; Metazoa; Placozoa; Uniplacotomia; Trichoplacea; Trichoplacidae. The coding region runs from base 1 to 615 and encodes 204 amino acids. The record is from RefSeq and is a predicted model, not a curated record. The transcript has 6 exons.
AUGGAAGGUGCUAAAGGUAGCGACAAGCCGCGACCUCCAGAUCCAAUUUAUGUACUUCGCAGUAUUAAAUCACCUGUAACAGAUUUAAAUAUAGCUCUUUUAAGCAACAUGCAGUCGUUUCGAUGGUCAAAUAGAACUAUGGAACUUGGAAAGCAAGCGCGUUAUGUCGUCUAUCAAUGGGCAUGGAUGUUCUUCGUCAUGGAAGGGAUGGUAAAGUUAAUGUUUGGAAUUUAUGCGGCGGCGGAAUCGAUAAGAGUGUAUGAGCCUGCUUUAAUUCAUGUGAACCAGAUUACUAUCAAAAAUAUUUGGAAUGGUGAAAAUGUGCAUAAAUUAAAUAUAUCAAAUGAUGGUGGGCUUGGCAUGUGCAUGUACAGUAAAUGCAUAGUAAACGAGCAUUAUGGUAGACCGUAUAUCAUGGCCGGAUACGAAUGUGGAGACAUAAUUCUCUGGGAUGUCGCUGAGCGUAAACCAUUAUGUCAAAAUAAGUGCUUUAAUGAACCGGAUUUAACUUCAACAUAUGCACACGGCUUGGUUGGAUCGGUAGAAAGAGCAAUUACAACCGUGGAAAUAAAUAACAUGGUUCAGUGUUGUCUAUUUAUUAAUGAAAUUUCUUAA